UUUUUUUUUUUGCUUUAUACGUAUAUACAUAUUUAUAACAACAUGACUUCAUAUUGGUACUCUACAAAUGGCCUAAGUCAUCGACGUUUAUCUAAUAGUCAUUUGACAGUUUUAGAUCAAGCUUAUGAACAACAUGCACGCAUUCAAAUUUAUGAUGAUGAAAUGUUUGGAGAAAAUGUUAUUGCCAUUGCUAAUCCUUAUCAAGGCACAAUGACAGCAGGAGAUCUUCAUUUCGGAUUAUAUAGACAACCACCUAUGUGGCACAUGAGUAAUAUGAGUUUGGAUACACUAAUAUUCAUGGAUACAGAGGCGCUCAACAGCGGCCAUAAAGAAGAAAAUAAUGCAGCUAUUCAAUCUGACGGUAAACCCAAGUAUAACUUUAUGAUUCAAAAAAAGAUGGUAUCUUUGGAAGAAAACUGUAUUUGUUGCAUAAUUAGUUGAUUUUGAUUUUUGAUUUUUUCAUUAUAUAUUAUAAUAAAGAAUAACAAAUGUUAUAAUGUAUAAUUUGGAUUUCAUAAAUAAGGAGUAUUUUUUCGAAGAAGAAGAUGAUAAUGCAGUAUAUUAAGACAUUUGAUUUGGAUCAUUCACUCUGAGAUCGAGAUGGUUGACCGCCUGCUUGUUCACAACGAUAAUAACGUUCGCAUCCUUUUAGGCAAAGAUCUUUCGCAGUACCAUAAUUGUAUCCUUCUUGACAAUCAGUCUCUCGACCCUGACAUUCUGCAAUUACAAUGGGCCAUGCAUAAGGCGGUA
Molecule: messenger RNA, 750 nt
Organism: Cokeromyces recurvatus
Lineage: Eukaryota; Fungi; Mucoromycota; Mucoromycetes; Mucorales; Mucoraceae
Exons: 1
Coding region: 43-441 (132 amino acids)
Source: RefSeq, a predicted model, not a curated record